CAGAAUGAUUUUGUGAUAGUGACCGGAGUGGACGUAUAAAACGAAGAAAGAACGUAACGUAAAGUAAUGCGACGCAGUGCAACGUAAAUUAUCAACAAAUCCUGAUCGGUCAUCAGCGAGAAGAAGGAUUAUUCGCUUAACGAGACAAGAUCCUGAAACGUUCCCUUGUCCAUGUGCGAUUAUCACGCGUCUUCGCGCCGCGCUCGCCAAUAUAGGUUAUAGUAUCACGCACACGAGAUCAGGAUAAUAACGGACCGGAGGACAGACCGAUAGAGAGGGAGAGAGUGAGUGCGUGUUUAAGAUAUCGAUCUUUCGUUAUCUUCAAGCGAAACGUAGCCGCGAACGAUAACAGAAAUCGAAGGCGACGUUAGAACGGCAGAGAAGAAAAGUGUGAGAUAAUCGUCACCGCACAGAUCGCUGUUAAUUAUGACGACCGUAGACGCAGAUGAUGAUAUCGAGAAACUGCCACAUAUACAAUGGGAUAAUACGACGGUUCCCGGGCCAUCCGGUUGUAUGUUUCCUGGUGAACUGACACCGUUGGAAUGCCAAAUAGCCGGUCAUCCCUUCAGUGGCGAAAGACAGACUAUCGGCAUGCUGGUUUGCAGACGGACUGGUCACAUACUGAAACCAGCGACUAAAAUAAUCAUUGGAGAAAGAGAAAUUGCAUUCUACGAGAGCUUGAAGAAUUCUCAUGAUCCCGUCGCAUUGGAAUUAAAAAAAUUCGUUCCACGUUAUUAUGGCACAACAGAACUACGUGUUUUUAAUAACCGUACGAAAUUCCUCAUACUUAGGAAUAUUACAAAGGGCAUGGCCGAGCCAUGUGUGAUAGAUAUCAAGAUUGGUUUUCGCACGUGGGAUCCUUUGGCCACACCAGAGAAAAGGAGAACGGAAGAACUUAAGUAUGCCGAAUCGAAGCGUACUUAUGGUUUUUGUAUAACAGGUUAUCAAGUAUAUUCUGUCUUAUCUGGACGAUUAAGGAAAUAUGACAGAGAUUAUGGCAAGCUACUCGGUGUCGAGGGCGUCGUGGAAGCACUAGAAGAUUUCUUGAACAAGAUACCUGGAAAGUCAGUCUGCCAGCAAUUGGUCUCCGAAAUUUUGACAUACCUGUACAAGAUCGAACGAUUCUUCAACAUGCAGCGGAAAUAUUGCUUCUAUUCCAGCUCACUUCUGGUCGCCUACGAUGCUCAACAUUUACGACAGUAUUGUUCAUUGAAAGAUGAUUGUUCUGUCUCUCAUUCAGCGCCGAAAUUCGACAAAGAAACGAUAUGUGAGUCAGUUCCCCCAUUAACAGUACCUGGAAUGCAUCCGAAUUCAUCUGAAACGGACGAUUUAACGUUUCGUCCAAAGAUAAAAAAAAGCUUAAGCGAGCCUAUGUCGAUGCCAAGCGAAAAUAUACCUAAUCAAAGCGAAACUCGCAAUUUAAACAUGGACCGGUUAUGCCAGUCUAGUCCGAGCCAAUUUUCACUUUCGUGUACAAACGAUGUUACGCAGAAUGAUGAUGAAAACGCGGAGAACAAAUGGGUCAGAGUGAAAAUGAUCGAUUUUACACACGUCUUCCCGGGUGAGAAUAACGACUUGGAUCGAAACUACCGAGAUGGCAUCCAGAUGCUAAUCCAGCUCUUAAGUCUGAUUAAGAAAAGCGAUUGCAUGCAUUAAAGUUUGCUUAUCGAAGAAUGUAUUACUUGUGACGAUGUUCGCGGAAGUGAACAGAGAAGAUUAAAGAAGAUAAUUCAGAUAAAAAUAUGUUAAUAUAACGAUGUGUCAUUCAUGUUAUCGGAUAUCGGAACGACAUCGGGAGGACAUGAUAAAUCGAUAAGACUAGAUUUCUGAUCUAUCAACUGAUCUAUCAUCUGAUUUAUCAACAAUCGUCAGAGAAGGCACUACUCAUCGUCGAAAGCUGUUGCGAUAACUCUUUGGAGAAGAAGAAAUAUUAAAAUCUAAAUAAAUACUAAAGUAUUUAAUAUCGGGGUUGGAAAGUUGCGAUUUAAUAAAAACUGUAAGCAACAUAUUUAUUUCGAAGGUCGGAUUUCAAUGAUAAUUACUAUAGAAUGAAAACAUCGUGAACAAGAAUCAUUCCGCGAGAUUGAAAAUUUAAGAUAUAAUCAGAGAGCCUAAUUGGAUACGCAAUUAAUUCUGAAAAGGAUUCCAAAAAAUGUCUUCUCUAGAAUAUAAUAAUUAAGACUUUUAUACUUUGCCAAAAGAAUUGUAAUGCGAUGUAUAGAUUAUAGCAAUUUCGUACAUUUGACUCUUCACAGUUAUCAUGUGAAGAUUUUACAAAUUUAGAGCUGGGCAUAAUGAGAAAACAAGGAAGAUGGAGAACACCGUAUUCUAAAUAUUCAAUUCUCAUUUGAGUGAAUUUCACUAUACGACGACAAUAAGUCGCACUUCAAAAAAAAAAUACAUAUGCCACAUUACAGUGGCGAGAAGUUCUUCAAUGAUAUCAUUAUUAAUUCUGCCAUGUUACAUAUAUUUAUAUUACACGCAUUACGUGAUAAAAAGUGCAGAUAUUGUAAUUAUAACAGCAAUAAAACAUUACGAUGUAAAAAGUG
Molecule: messenger RNA, 2549 nt
Organism: Cyphomyrmex costatus
Lineage: Eukaryota; Metazoa; Arthropoda; Insecta; Hymenoptera; Formicidae
Gene: Ipk2
Product: Inositol phosphate kinase 2
Exons: 5
Coding region: 427-1656 (409 amino acids)
Biological process (GO): inositol phosphate biosynthetic process
Cellular component (GO): cytoplasm; nucleus
Molecular function (GO): inositol-1,4,5-trisphosphate 3-kinase activity; inositol tetrakisphosphate kinase activity
Source: RefSeq, a predicted model, not a curated record